Trichomonas vaginalis G3 is the source of this 305-nucleotide messenger RNA. RefSeq names its product P-loop containing nucleoside triphosphate hydrolases family. NCBI's taxonomy places the organism in Eukaryota, Parabasalia, Trichomonadida, Trichomonadidae. The record is from RefSeq and is a predicted model, not a curated record. The transcript has a single exon. The annotation marks the transcript as partial. Gene Ontology annotation, molecular function: DNA binding; ATP binding; hydrolase activity.
AUGUUAGAAAAAAAGUUUGCUGACAUUGACAAAAAAUUUGAGAAUGUUUUAAACAAGAACAAGAGGAAGUUAGAAAAUGCUCAGAUAAAGCCUAUACAUGACAAGUUCUUAUUUGCUCAGAAUGGUAUAACAGGUCUAAUUGCACCACCUGGGUCUGGUAAGACUUUCACUUAUCUUAAAAUGGCUGCACAACAACAAGAACUAGAUGAGAAGAACCCAUUCUAUGAGUUAGUUGUCAUUUGUAGUACUUCUGGUCAAUUUGACCAAACCGUCAAUUCGUUCAAAGAUAUUAUAAAGAAGUCUAA